Messenger RNA from Mizuhopecten yessoensis (Yesso scallop), 4250 nucleotides. RefSeq lists its product as uncharacterized. The transcript has 4 exons. The coding region runs from base 177 to 887 and encodes 236 amino acids. NCBI's taxonomy places the organism in Eukaryota, Metazoa, Mollusca, Bivalvia, Pectinida, Pectinidae. The record is from RefSeq and is a predicted model, not a curated record.
AUCAGUUUUCAUCGCAUCCUGCAGACGAUCGAUAAGCUGUCCCGGUGCUGGUAUUGACUGAAAUCUACAAGCUAUAAUUAAGGUCCAGUUAUCGCCUUGUCCCACUAUUGUACAUUCAGAAAAUAUCACAGGUACAGAAAAGAUCUAUCAGGUAAGUGUUUGCUGGGUAAACAUACAUGCGAUAUUUGCUGCCUUCUGAUCAAUAUAUCGGCAUAGGUUAUAACUGGGACAAUACGUCACACGACUCGAGCAACUCAGCAUCCAAUUGUUGCUAUGGCGGCAAUAUAAACAAGAACAAAAUGGCGGCCAAGUGGUUUGGACUAUCGAUACUGCUGGAGUCCAUAAUUGGAAGUGUAGCGAGUCGUUGUUACUAUGGAUACUUAUCGUACUACACACGGUACUCAAGCUACUAUUACCUCUCCUACUACUGCUCAAACGGUUGCUGUGGUUACUACUACGACGCAAAAUGUUGCAACAGUGCCGGGACGAUAGCCGGGUCUGUAGUGGGUGCAUUCGUUUGUAUAGCUGUCGUGGUGGGUGUGGUCGUAUGUUGUUGGAUGAGCAAAAAGCGGGCGAGGCGUGGGGUCGUCGUUCAACAGGGACAACAAGCAAACACUACCACAGUGGCCGUCGUUCAUUCUCAGCAGCAGCAGCAGCAGCAGCAGCAGCAGCAAUACCCGCCCCAGCCGUACGGACAGCAGAUGUACUACCAGCCACAGAUGCAACCCCAGCCACAGUAUUUCAACCCUGCCUACCCCCCUCCCCCUCCCAUGCCACCCGUAGGAGCAGUCAACAGCUACCCGCCCCCUCCCGCCUACUCAGGUCCCGAAGGACUCCCUCCGGCGGGAACUGCUCCCAUGAAGCCAGCUUACAUGCCCACCCGCUAGAAAUGGACACUGCUGAGAAACACAAGAAACAGUCCAGAAGUCGAGGAACAUGAGUAAUAUAUAGACAUACUUUUUGAAAUGUGUUAUUUAUAACAUUCAAAGUUUUAUAUAUUUGUAAAAUGGAAAUGCUGAAUUAAUAAUGGUUUUGUGCGUUUUAGUUAUUGUGAUAAGUGAUUCUUUUGAAUUAUAUUUAUGAUUAUCAUUUUCAAUUUUGUAAUAGUCAUUCAUUUUUACUAUUUCAAAGUACAUUGAUUUUCUAAAAAAAAACAGAAAAGAAAAACAGAAUACAAAUAAUGGAUAUUUAUGAUGAGUUCAAGUAUCUUCAUCAUUGUUUAGGAAAUCGAAUUUAAGUUCAGGUAAAAUUUCAUUCCAUAACCAAUCGCUAUCAAAUUUAUAUCCAGGCCCGGAAUCAUCAAACAAUCUUAGACUUAAGUUUUUGCUUAGCCAAUCACGUAUGACGUCACUUUUCAUGACGUAAUUUAAGAUAGGUUAAGUCAAAACUUACGACAACUCGAGACUUAAAGAUCGUGUCAUGAUCCUGAGGCCAGGUAUCGUGUUGGAGGUUCCCUUGAUAGGUGUUUAAAUAACAUAAAUUGGAAAGUUGUUGAAGUGACCUCUAAACAGAAAAGGUCUCUUGAGCAGCUUUGACUGUAGUUUUUGCUAAUUGUUUUGCAGCAAAUUACAUAUGUAAUAUAAUUGUAAGGCACUUAUAUUUAACAUAUACAUUGUAAUUGGUGUAUUUUUGUAACGAGAAAAACAUGUUACGAUUUUCUUUAUAAAUGUUUAUUUUCUUUUCAUUGUUUAUAUAUUUUUUUACUUAUUCCUGUUUUUUCUAUCAGAAAAGGUUUUGUUAUCUUGUUUUCAUAAACGCGUUUUUUUACGAUAUAUAUGUUUGAUACCAUAUCAUGGUUAAUUGUUAUAAUCAAACACCAACCUAUCUUGUGUUUAACCUACAUACAAAUCAAACAGUUUGACAAUAAUCAUAAUCCGAGGUUCUUAUAUACCGCUAAAUCACGACCUAGUUCAUAGGUCUUCUCAAAGCGGUUCACAAAUUGUACAAAUGUUGGGCAGAUUGGUAGAAUAUAGGUUCGAUCUGUUCAAAAUAAAUAAAUAGCAAUAUAAAUUACGUAAACACAUUGGAUGAUAUUCUGAAAAAACAAACUGGAUUAAAUAUAUUCAACAUAUGAGUGAACAGUGAAGACAUCAACACCAAAGUAAAGUUGUUAAUGACACACACACACAAUAAUAAACAAAAUACAAAAUCCGGAGUCGAACACGGGGUGCUUUGAAAAAAUAAAUAAAAAUUACUUCCAUUUUACCUAACCGACAACGGCCUUUUUCUAUCCUAGAAGAUAUGUUUGGAAUAAAGAUAUAUUUUAAUUUCUUCACAAUCUAGUCAUAAUAGAAAUACGUUCAAUGUUUAAUUGUCUACAGAGUGCCGAAAUAUUCGUUAAAAACAAGCCCUGUUUGUUUCCGUGACCUACAAUCGAUAUAUUUCCUUCGAUGUAUGAUUGUUACGACCUCCAUGUCAAUGUUCCAGUGAUAGAUUUAACUAUUGUAAAUAUUCUUACAUUUCUGAAAUAUGAGUCUUUUUUUAUUCGUGAUAAUAAUAAAAUCAUUUCACUGUGUAAAGAAGAUGAAUACAUUGUUUUUAAUUUAGCGAGAGAGAAAAAAUGCCAAUAAUGAGUUACUUCCCUUCCCAUACCCUGGAUACGUAUAUGGUUAAGAGCACGGCUUUGUUUUACAUUUCAUUUAGCAUUAGUGUAAUACUCAUAUGCAAAUAUAUAUAUCAGAGACCGUACAAGAUACUUCAGCAAAACAUUCUCUUAAAAUAUGAAUAAUUGACACAAAAAUAGAAAUUUAUAUCUCAACGGAGUAUCUACCUUAAUUGUAGGCAAAACUGGAGUUCACAAGGGACAAGAACAGGGGACAUGUGUCCAGAAGUAUAUUGGGACGGUAUUUAUGAAACCGUUAUCAAAAUAUAAAUAUUUGACACAAAAAUAGAAAUGUAAAUCUCAACGGAAUAUUUACCUAAAGUGUAGGCAAACAUAGAGUUCACAGAGACAGUAGCCAGGGAAUAGUGUCCAAAAUUAUUUAACUGUGUUUCAGUCAUAUUACACUAUUUGUACAUUUCAACAACAGCUUGUGACUUAUUCAUCCUUUUAAAAUUAGUCGCUUUUCCAUAUUGUAAAAUAUUUGUAAAUGGAACAUUCUUCUCAUUCAAUUAAGAAUUUAAAUAACAUUUUUUAACUUGAAAAAUAUGGCUAACCUUCUUUCGAGAAACAUCAAUGCAAUAAUUGUACGCUUUUCCUAUCUCUCCUUUCUCAUCCCUUACCAGAAGUUGCCUUUUUGAGCUAAGCAGCAAUAAUACAUAUUCUGUAUUGUUAAUUGUAAAUAAUAGUUAGCCCUUUGCCUAUCACAAAGCCAUAUGAAAUAUCUCUUCGAUUUUUAAGGAAUAUUAUCAUAGAAUAUACUGUCUCUUUAUGUUAAUAUUCUUGGGAUAUUUUGCUUCAGAAUAUAUUAUUUAAAUCCAGUGACCGAUUCAUUCCGUAAAUUGACCUUUAAUAAGACAAGAAAUCCAUUUAGAAAGUAUUUUUAGCGAAACUACUGGGACGCUAUUUAUAAAACCGUUCUCAUGCUCGAACUCGGAUUCUGUGUUGAGACCAACUUCUUGUUCAGAGGAUAAAAAAUUAAAGAUACAUCACGCUUUGUCAAUGACUUGGAAGCAUGUUAGAGAGAUUUAAACCCAGAUUUAUUUUCAGUAUUUACAUUUGCCUUUCUUGGUGUGUCGCAUAAUUUAAGUGAGUUACAAGAAAGUUGGUUUCAACUCAGAAUCCAUGCAUGAUCAUAAAAGUGUUUUCAUGAAUACCGGCCCUGGUCCGAGUCUUAUGAAACCUCCUUGGCGUACGAUUUUCUAUCCAUUACUAAGGUGAAGGAGAACUUUUUUUACGUAAGGGGACAUUUACGUGGCUAGAGUCUGUUAGCACAGGAAUAGAUAAGCCAACGAAUAUGACUUAUGUUUAUUUAUGUUAUGGUGCCUGCUUUAUGUUUUAUGCAUUUGAUAAUACGUUCAAAACCAUUAAUAUCUUCCUUCCGUGUAUGUAUGAAUUUCUAUCGCUGACUACUGUAACAAUGCCUUAAGCUCUCAAGUGGCCUAUCCGUUGUAAUUAUGCAAAAUUAUAUCACAACAAUUUCUCAUUCACAGUUUAUCUUGUUCCAAUAUUUUUGCACAGUAUACAUAAAUAACACGGCUAGAGAAACAAAGUGAGCUUUAAAAGCUCUUAAUUUUCUUAAAUACAAACUUUAUUUAUUUUACAACAAGUAUGAAACAAGUUAUUUCAACUUUUAUUAAUCACUCUUGUU